Molecule: messenger RNA, 3322 nt
Organism: Rhipicephalus sanguineus (brown dog tick)
Lineage: Eukaryota; Metazoa; Arthropoda; Arachnida; Ixodida; Ixodidae
Product: malectin-B
Exons: 4
Coding region: 266-1096 (276 amino acids)
Cellular component (GO): membrane
Molecular function (GO): carbohydrate binding
Source: RefSeq, a predicted model, not a curated record
GGCGAGCGGCGUUUCGCGUGGAUUUUCUGUUCCGCCGGGGGGGUUUGCCCGUGGACGCUAUGUGUUCGUCGCUAAACUCGAAUCGCGUGUAGGAUGCACCGACUAGCUCAUGCGUGAAAGGUGUAGAAAGUCGUCCCUGGACGAACGCUGUCUCCUAAUUUCCUCAACUUUCGCGCGCUAGGCUUUAUACCGCAAAAAAACUCCGGCCGGCAUCUGUCGUCUUAGGUUGAGCCAGCAUCGCUACGCUUCGUCGUCUUCAGAAGAUAUGCGGCACUUCGUAGUAUCCCUUUUUUUCCCCAUCUUCGUUCUGCUCCGUCUGUGCGAUCCCGCACUCGGUCUCGGCGAAGUCAUCUACGCGAUCAACGCCGGCGGCGAGGAACAUGUGGACGUUCACGGCAUCCGCUACAAGCGCGACCCGCUGUUCGGAAAAGUCGGCACUGCCUCCGAUUACGGCAAGCUUCUAGUCAUCGGUCGGGCCCCCAGGCCGGACCACAUCCUGUACCAGACCGAGCGUUAUCACACGGCCACUUUCGGUUACGACAUCCCGGUCAACAAGGACGGCGACUACGUUCUGGUGCUGAAGUUCUGCGAAGUGUACUUCGAUUCGCCAGGCCGAAAGGUCUUUGACGUAGUCUUAAACGGCCAGCACACGGUGGUUGCCGACUUGGACAUCCAUGCCAGGGUAGGACGAGGUGUUGCUCACGACGAGUACAUUGCAUUCAGCAUCAAAGGCAACAAGCUGCGAAUCAACGACGAAGAGUCCACCCAUGACGGAAAGAUCAAGGUUGAAUUUAUCAAGGGCUACCGGGAUAACCCAAAAAUCAACGCCAUCUAUGUGAUGAGGGGGACGCUUGACGACGUGCCCGAGCUGCCCCCCUUGGAGGAGCUUGAAGAAGAAGAAGAGGAAGAGGAGGAAGACAUUCCCGCAAGGCACGCUUCUGGCGACUCCUCUCCCGGAUCUCAGCACCAGCCGCGCAGGCCCUCGGGGCCUCGUAGUCCAAACCCGUACACGGGAGAUGACAGCAGCGCCCUCCUGCCCAUCUUUGUCGCCAUCGGAGCCUUCAUCCCGCUGCUGUUCUGCCUCUGCAAACUUUGAGUGUGCCCCCCGUGUUGUGUGGGGGCCACGGUGUCCCACUGUCUUCGAGAGGUGAUGGGGAAAGGGAGAUGUCGGGUGGGGCUUGUGAUUGGGGGCAGGGACUCAUUUUGUGCAUCCUUGGAUUGCAGUCGAAGCUUUUGCCUUUGCGUUCACAGCUGCUCCAAGGUCCUGUCUCGCUUGCGACCGGAGAGGAACAGGCCGUUGGAAGGAAGAACCGUGGCGUCAGCUUUUGCUGCAGUUCAAGGCUCGGAGGGAUCUUCUGCGGUCUUGUCGCGUGACUGUUUGUGGUGGUAGUUGUGCGAAGCAACGAUGUUGCAGCGGCAGCGUUUCAUUUCAAGGUCCCGGCACGAAGAAGUUGGCGGGAUGUCUUAGUGCACCGUUGCCGUCUCGCCGCCACAGCUGCUGCACCUGUCGACGCGCACGGACUGCACCGAAUGGAAGCAGCGACAGCGGUGAGGCGGCAACAAUGUGUCGAAGCAUUCUAGUCGAAAGGUCCGGUGUUGACUGUGGCCUGGCCCUCUUGGCCUGUAAUUGUGUCAUAACCUUUAUUCCUCAACACAUGGCAUGGAAUAGUACUUUGGCACAUUGCGUUCCAUUCCUUUCAUCAUCUGACGUACAGUUCAUCUCCGCUGAGCGAGCCGCGUUUGCAAUCUAACUUAGUUAGUCUGCAUUGGUUGCAUGAGUUUUUGCGUUGUGAUUUUGGCCUGUCGUGUGGAUUGCGAGUGUGGAUGAAAUCAUUUCCCCCCACACCCCUUUAGUUUCCGUGUGAAUGUGGUUGUGUGGGUGCUCGUGGUGGGGCUAAAUAGCAGGAAGGGUAAUUUAUCAACAAUGAGUAGUUGAGCAUUCAGCGUGGUUAGUUCAUACACAAAAAAAAAUAUGGAUUUCCAUUCUUCUGCUAUCAGAUGUGAAUGGUGGCAUAAGUACAGGCCAAGCGGGUCACUGUGCUGUACAUGAUGCGUUAUCUGUCCAUGCAUCCUUCAUUCGACGUUUAUACAUCGACAGUUGCACUGUACAGGUCCAUUUUCCCCAAAGGGGCACAGCAUUACAGAAUAUCCUUUAUUCCUCGCAAAACGGUAGCACUUGACUUAGCCUCAAAAGAACGACCCAAGUAGCACUUUGCAUGUUGUACCAAAUACCUUCGAUAGCGGGGUAAUUAUGAUACAAUGGGCAAUGGGCAAUGGCAUUUAGUGGGCAUGCGUGUCCGCCCUGAUAGCGUGUUUUCUUUGCCCUGGACACCUAUUACACUGUGCAACUUUAAAAGAGCUAUAUGUGCAGACUUGAUUGCUUGCAAGAGAAAAGAGGUGCACUUGGUAGCGAGAUGAUAAAUUAGCGCAUCUUGACUUGCCACAAAUUGGCAACAGGCCAGCCAUCAGAGUAGCCUUUGGAAUGCAAAGAAUUCCAAACCUUCUCACUCAGGCGAAAAGGACACUGACAAACUUUUGCCCUGUGCCAAAGGGCAAAACGCACAAUAGACUCGGCCUUUUUUGCUUGCGCCGCCAAGUGCUUUUAUGCACCACCUUUUUAGAAAUUACUUCUUCCAAUGAAAUUGCUUCACAGUUUGGCCAAAGAAUGUGCAAUGCAUGAAAUGCAAUGCACAUUUACCUUCCAAGCAGGCCAACGAAUCACUUCACAAGGCAAUCUGACAUGCAGGCUUUUUGCACAGUAUUGAGAAAAAAAAGUGUUGCUUUGUGCAUGUAUGUGUGUGUGUUCUGCAUUGUUUUCUUGGUUGGUUGGUGAGGGGGUGCUGUUUUUUUUUCUUUGUUGUAAGAGGGAUGUGAAGGAUUUAUUUUUCGCGAUUGCUCAUUUUGACUCCUCUUUUUCAUUGUUGUAUGUUUGAAGGCGAUGCGCUUGUUAUUCAUUUUCUCAAUCUUCUGCCUUUUGCAUUUUUUCUUUCAUACAGGACUUUUCCUUUUGUUAAUUGGUUGCUUAGCUUAUUUGCUCCGCUGCUGAAUUGUGCACACCGCUUGUUGUUGCUUCGAAGGGCCGACGGUGUUUUUGCCGCUGCAUUUGCCGAAGUGGACGUGACUGGGUUUUGCGUUCCAGGAAGACUGAAAUGCACUUCUUUUCACCUUCUCUGUUGUUUCAUUGGCAUGAAUUUUCUUGACUGUGAAUGAUAUACAUCAUAUAAUUAAGAUGGUUUAAGGGAGAGGGGCACAAAGAAAUUUAUAUUAUAUGUACGCAUCACAUACAAAUGUGUGUUCUACAUUAAAAGAUUUUGCAUCCUAA